This is a messenger RNA of Centropristis striata (black sea bass), 804 nucleotides long. Its product is annotated as heat shock protein beta-7-like. The transcript has 3 exons. The record is from RefSeq and is a predicted model, not a curated record. The coding region runs from base 1 to 588 and encodes 195 amino acids. NCBI's taxonomy places the organism in Eukaryota, Metazoa, Chordata, Actinopteri, Perciformes, Serranidae.
AUGGCUUCACUGAUGUCUUCCAGCCGCAGAUCCUCCUCAUCCUACCGCUCAUCGUCUCGCUACAGCACCUCCAGCUCCUACCGCUCAGAGGGCUCGCUGGGAGGAUCGUCUGAUUCUCUGGAUCCCCUUUUCGAGCCAUUUCUUGACUCUGCUGAUUGUUCCAGUCUGUUUGGAGAAGAGAGCACCGGGGGCCCCAGCUGUUUGGCCCCUUUCAGUCGGCACAGCAGAUCCUCCUAUGGACACACUGCUCCUGUAGGUGGCGCUGUGACAGGCCGGCAGAGCAGCUCAGGUGGCGGCGUGCGAUGUCUGGGAGACAGCUACUACAUGUCAGCUAACGUCGGCCAGUUUGAGCCUCAUGACAUCGUGGUGAUGGCUUACAACCACCAUGUGGUCAUUCACGCCCAGAAGGUACUAGAUGAUGGAAGCGUCAGUGACACUUUCACCCACAAGUCCCUGUUUCCAGAUGAUAUGGACCCUUUGUCAGUCAGUGGGACUCUCAACCCUGAUGGUACCCUGGUGGUGAGUGUGGGCCGGACAACAUCGGAGCCCCAGGGUGUCCCCACCUACCGCAGUGAAGCUCACCUUUGACGUGUGACCUCACAGUAUCUGAGCUGCCAUCAUUUUCAUAUGAGUAUGUUAUGAUAAUUGUCAGUGACGUACACUCACCUAUCAAGCCAAUAAAAGGCAUUAGUAUUUAAUUUUGUUAUUGUGGUACAUCUGUUUACCACAUUUUGCUCCAUGGUAAAGUCAAUUUAUUUUAAUUCAUCCACAUACAAGUAUAUGGUUGAACAAGAUGUUGUUCCU